AUGUGCCUGGCCACCCCACAUAGCCACAGACGCUUUCGGACCUUUAUCUUAGCGCCGGGCUCUUGGCCAGACAUAUUAUUACUCACAAGCCAUCUGUCACGACUGGUGUUUGCUCGACUCGUACCACCACCUACACUCGACAUCUACCACAUCCUGUCGCCGUCGCCAUCUGCUAUCAAAGGCAUGGCCACGACUUGCACAUUAUCAUCGCCACAGAAACGGAAAGCCUCCAGCGACAGCUCUAUUGACAGACGCCCGACACCGGAGUCGACAUACUCGUCUUCACAUGCCGCCUCGUUGGCGUCGCAACAGCAACCAAAAUGGCACGACCUGAUGAUGCGCGACGCACCAGCUCCGUCAGAUUAUGAACGGAUGAAGCGCCACGAUUCUGCGCAACGUCGCAUCAAGAACUUCAUCUUCAGCGACAAUGAUAUCGACUGGCGAUCAAUUCCGGUGAUCGAGGACACACCUUACAAUCACUCCGUGCUGGAGCAUCGACAGGAUCUGCGCUGCAAGGCAUCACGUCAGUACCUGCAGGAGGUACUGCAUACAUUUCGGAAACCGAAACUGGAUGACAUUACAUCGUCAGAUGACGGCAUGGUCACUAUCGACGGCGAGGAGAUGGUCGAUAUGAUCGGCUGA
Molecule: messenger RNA, 642 nt
Organism: Fulvia fulva
Lineage: Eukaryota; Fungi; Ascomycota; Dothideomycetes; Mycosphaerellales; Mycosphaerellaceae
Exons: 1
Coding region: 1-642 (213 amino acids)
Source: RefSeq, a predicted model, not a curated record